AUGACAAGAGAAGAUCAAGUGAUGGGAGAAAACGGAGGGGAAAUCCAUGGAGAUAUAUUAGAAGUUAUAUUCUCUCACGUGCCACUUAUCGACUUAGUGCCUGCCUCACACGUGUCUAAGUCAUGGGGCUACGCGGUGACAAGCUCCCUCAGCCACUUUAACAAACCGAAACCGUGGCUAAUUCUCCAUAAGCAAGCCACCCGUUACCCAUACACCACAUCGAGAUACGCUUACGAUCCACGCUCACACAUGUGGAUCAAAAUAUCGCAACCGUCAAUUAAAUACAACUUAGCCCUUAAAUCAUCCAAUUCGAAUUUCCUUUACAUGCUUUCAUCUACGAAAUUGUCAUUCUCGUUCGACCCUCUAAAUAUCUCGUGGAGUCAUGUGGACCCUCCACUCAUCUGGCGGACAGACCCAAUUGUGGCAAAAGUUGGAGACUCUAUCGUUGUUGUAGGUGGCGGAAGUGAUUACGAGGACGAUCCAUUGCCUGUCGAGAUCUACAACACUGUGACACAUGCAUGGGACACGUGCGACACCAUGCCAGGAAAUUUGAAAGACUCGGCAGCUUCCACUUGGCUUUCAAUUGCUACCACCAAUGAAAAGCUCUUCAUCACAGAGAAACAGUCGGGUUUGACCUAUUGGUUCGACCCUAACACAAAAUGUUGGUCCAGACCCAAUAAAUUAAAUCCCAAUCAACACAUUUCCGACCACAACAUUGGGACUUCUAAUGACGAUUUGAUUUUGGUGGGUUUGUGCAAAAACGGUGAAAAUGUUGAACAAGUGAAGAUUUGGAAGGUUGAUAAGGAAAAUUUUCAAUGUGAAGAAAUUGUUGAAAUGCCUUUAGUAUAUGUUGAUAAAUUGAAGAGCGAGAGUAUUGGAAUUUCUUCAAUAAAUGUCCACGUAACUGGGAAUUUUGUUUACAUUUACAAUCAAUCUGAGACGGAGGAAGUAGUGGUAUGUGAGUUGAUAGCCAACAACGACUAUAGAUGGUGGAGUAUACAGAAUGUAGUGGCGCAUGAUGAAAUGAUAAUGAACAGGUUGGUGUUUACAUGCUCCAGGGUCGGUUUCGAUGAGUUGCAACGGAUUAUGAGAUCAGAGAAUCAGAGAUUUGAGGUGGAAUCAUGA
Molecule: messenger RNA, 1125 nt
Organism: Olea europaea var. sylvestris
Lineage: Eukaryota; Viridiplantae; Streptophyta; Magnoliopsida; Lamiales; Oleaceae
Product: F-box/kelch-repeat protein At1g23390-like
Exons: 1
Coding region: 1-1125 (374 amino acids)
Molecular function (GO): protein binding
Source: RefSeq, a predicted model, not a curated record